Molecule: messenger RNA, 1220 nt
Organism: Arachis stenosperma
Lineage: Eukaryota; Viridiplantae; Streptophyta; Magnoliopsida; Fabales; Fabaceae
Product: proteasome subunit alpha type-2-A
Exons: 12
Coding region: 269-976 (235 amino acids)
Biological process (GO): ubiquitin-dependent protein catabolic process
Cellular component (GO): proteasome core complex, alpha-subunit complex; proteasome core complex
Source: RefSeq, a predicted model, not a curated record
AUAUUGACAACCUGUUUGCUUCUCGUAUUUGUUGAGGAAAAAAACCCUGUGUUACAUGGGCUUAGCUCUUGGGCCGCCGCCCCCAGAAGCAGAGGGUGGCUUGGGGGACACUUCAGUCUCACUGGGAAGGGUUUUCUCUUUUACCACGAAAACCUCACAAAGGAACUCACAAUUCAAUUUCUCAUCCCUCUUUCGCGAUCUCAUUCAUAUUCUCAUACGCCUUUCUCUCAGAAUCAUCGCUUCCAAGAGGUUCUUGUAGGUUUUACCUAUGGGGGAUAGUCAGUACUCAUUCUCUCUCACCACAUUUAGCCCUUCUGGGAAGCUGGUUCAGAUUGAACAUGCUCUCACGGCGGUUGGUUCUGGACAGACAUCUUUGGGAAUUAAAGCUGCAAAUGGCGUAGUCAUUGCAACUGAGAAGAAACUGCCAUCUAUAUUGGUUGAUGAAGCAUCGGUUCAGAAGAUUCAGUUAUUAACACCAAAUAUAGGGGUUGUAUAUAGUGGCAUGGGUCCUGAUUUUCGAGUCUUGGUUAGGAAAAGCAGGAAACAGGCAGAGCAAUAUCACCGAUUAUAUAAAGAACCAAUCCCUGUCACACAGCUUGUAAGGGAAGUUGCUGCUGUUAUGCAGGAAUUCACUCAGUCAGGUGGUGUUAGGCCAUUUGGAGUGUCCCUACUAGUUGCUGGAUUUGAUGAUAACGGACCACAAUUGUAUCAGGUGGAUCCAUCUGGUUCUUACUUUUCUUGGAAAGCUUCUGCUAUGGGCAAAAAUGUUUCUAAUGCGAAGACUUUUCUUGAGAAGAGGUAUACAGAUGACAUGGAACUUGAUGAUGCAGUCCAUACGGCAAUAUUGACGCUGAAGGAAGGAUUUGAGGGACAGAUCUCGGGAAAGAACAUUGAAAUUGGCAUAAUUGGGUCCGACAAAAAGUUCAGAGUAUUGACCCCUGCCGAAAUCGACGAUUACUUGGGUGAAGUAGAAUAAUCUUGAUGAAGCAAACCUUGAUGUAAGACGGUGUUUCUUUGAAAGUUGUGCUUAGUUGAAUGUCAAGGUGGAUAGAGCUGUGAAACCAAGACUUGCUAUUUGCAAUUGGCACUGGUGAAAUUUAUGAGCUACUCUUUGUUGUGGCGAACGAUAGACUUUCAAAGUUAUUAAAAGUGCCAGACAUUCCUGCUUGUCUAACUGUACCAUCUAGCAAUGAGCCAAUGGACAAUGACUAUUAAAUUUA